Messenger RNA from Nymphaea colorata (pocket water lily), 1316 nucleotides. Its product is annotated as protein trichome birefringence-like 38. The transcript has 5 exons. Gene Ontology annotation, cellular component: Golgi apparatus. The coding region runs from base 29 to 1144 and encodes 371 amino acids. The record is from RefSeq and is a predicted model, not a curated record. NCBI's taxonomy places the organism in Eukaryota, Viridiplantae, Streptophyta, Magnoliopsida, Nymphaeales, Nymphaeaceae. Gene Ontology annotation, molecular function: O-acetyltransferase activity.
UCGACCUCCGAGAAGAAGGCCCGGCAAGAUGGGUUUCCUGCAGGAUUUCCUCCCUUCUUCCUACCAUGGCAGCAUGAUUUUGCUCUUCCUCUUCUUCAUCAAUGGUGGAGCAUCUUUAGAGAUCUCCCCACAAAGUUCGACAGGAAGGGACCAAGCAGCAAGCUGUAACAUUUUCCAAGGAAGUUGGGUCUUGGACGAUUCAUACCCUCUCUAUGAUUCAUCACAAUGUUCAUUUUUGGACCCUGAGUUUGAUUGCCUCAAGAAUGGCAGACCUGAUCAUAUGUAUCUCAAGCAGAGAUGGCAACCACUUGGUUGUGACCUCCCCAAAUUCGAUGCCACAAAAUUUCUCUCGCAGUUGAGAGGGAAGAAGAUGAUGUUCGUUGGUGACUCUCUUGGGCGCAAUCAAUGGACGUCGCUCAUGUGCAUGCUCACAGCAGCGGUGCCAAGUUCCAGAACGCGAUUUGUAAAGGGACAACCAAUGUCAAGCUUGACAUUCCUGGAUUAUGGGUUUUCAUUGAUGUUCUAUAAGGCUCCAUAUCUGGUGGACAUUAAGCUGGACAGCAACGGAAGAGUCCUGAAGCUCGACUCCAUUCAACAGGCCCAAUGCUGGAAAGACAUCGACGUUUUGGUUUUCAAUUCAGGCCAUUGGUGGCAACACAUAGGUCCACAGCAACAAGGGUGGGACUACAUAGAGGUCGGGGGGCGCAUGUCCAGAGACAUGAACCGAUCACUUGCAUACGCCACUGGACUGAAGACAUGGGCGAACUGGAUCGAGACCAACAUAGAUCCUGCAAUGACCAAGGUGUUUUUCCAGGGCUUCCCAGCUACACAUUUCAACCCGUCAGAAUGGAACGGCACAAGUAAGAAAGCAUGCGCAGGCGAAACCCAGCCAGUGGAAGGUUCAACUUAUCCGGCUGGGCGCCCUCCCUUGCAGCUGGUGGUGGACGGCGUCCUUGCCGGCAUGACUAAGCCGGCCGUUUCUCUCCUGGACAUAACGGCCCUAACUCAGCUCCGCAAAGAUGGCCACCCCUCCGUCUACAACGAGGACCGUAACGCAGGUGCCGUUGACUGUUCUCACUACUGUUUGGCCGGCGUUCCGGAUGCUUGGAACCAGCUCGUCUAUGCUUCCUUAUUCUCUUCCUGAUCAAUUUGCGAGAUUAAGAACUGUCCCAUCAACGAAUUAAUGAAACAAAGAUCAUCGUGAGAAACCUGUUUUUUACAACAGUGGAAUAAAUCGUUAGGCAACCUAAUCUUAACUAUGAGAUCAAAGAUGACCAAUACUCAUUUAAUUUGCUCAACGCCAAGGGUUAGUGGAA